Dissoconium aciculare CBS 342.82 is the source of this 918-nucleotide messenger RNA. Its product is annotated as NAD(P)-binding protein. The record is from RefSeq and is a predicted model, not a curated record. Lineage: Eukaryota; Fungi; Ascomycota; Dothideomycetes; Mycosphaerellales; Dissoconiaceae. Bases 1 to 918 code for a protein of 305 amino acids. The transcript has a single exon.
AUGGCCGACGAGUGGGGCACAAACAACAUCCAAUCCUUCAUCCCCAAACAAACCACCACAGGGCCCGACAUCUCCCAAGUGCGCCUCCCGAGCCCCUUCACCGUCGUCAUCGUCGGCGCCUCCCGCGGCAUCGGCGCCGGCAUCGCCACCUCCUACGCCCGCGCCGGCGCGACCGGCCUGCUCCUCGCCUCCCGCCGCAUCUCCGGGCUCGAGGCCACCGCCGCCGCCUGCAGGGGCCUCAACCCGUCGGCGCGGGUCGAGAUCGCAUCCUGCGACAUCACGUCCGCCGCGGACGUCGAAGCGCUCGCGGAGCGCGCGAGGGGGCUCUUCCACGGCCGGCUCGACGUCGUCGUCGUCAACGCCGGCUUCUCGGGGACCUUCACGACCGACCUCCUGGCCACCGACCCGGCGGAGUUCGCCCAGGCGGCGAGCGUCAACUACCUGGGGCUGUUCCACUGCGCGAAAUACCUCCUGCCGGGGCUGGCGGGGUGCGCCGGCGGGGCGAGGGCGUUCGUCGCCGUGUGCAGCCUGGCCGCGGGCAUCGUGCGCGGCCCGAUCGCCAACGCCAUGUACUGCGUGAGCAAGACGGCGCAGAUGAAGCUGGCGGAGCACGUCCACGAGCAGUUCCACGCCGAGGGCAAGGGCGGGGUGAACGUCCUCACGGUGCAUCCUGGCGCGGUGAAGAGCGAGAUGGCCGAGGGCGCGCCGGACGAGUUCAAGGAUUUCCUGAUCGAUGAUGUUGAGCUCUGCGGGAGGUUUUGUGUGUGGGUCACCAAGGAUGGCGAGGAGGGGAGGAGGAGGUGGGCUUGGUUGAGUGGGCGGUUGGUGAGUGCUACGUGGGACGUUGAGGGCUUGGAGGCGAAGAGGGAGGAGGUUGUGAAGGGGAAUUUGUUGAAGUUGGCGUUGACCACGAGUUAG